This is a messenger RNA of Diceros bicornis minor, 2323 nucleotides long. RefSeq names its product chromobox 8 (gene CBX8). The transcript has 5 exons. The coding region runs from base 43 to 1188 and encodes 381 amino acids. Lineage: Eukaryota; Metazoa; Chordata; Mammalia; Perissodactyla; Rhinocerotidae. The record is from RefSeq and is a predicted model, not a curated record.
UCUGCUCCUGGAAGCGGCCAAGGGGGGAAGCGGCGAGUCAACAUGGAGCUUUCAGCGGUGGGGGAGCGGGUGUUCGCGGCCGAAGCCCUCCUGAAGAGGCGCAUACGGAAAGGACGCAUGGAAUACCUCGUGAAAUGGAAGGGCUGGUCGCAGAAGUACAGCACAUGGGAACCUGAAGAAAACAUCCUGGAUGCUCGCCUGCUUGCAGCCUUUGAGGAAAGGGAACGAGAGAUGGAGCUCUAUGGCCCCAAAAAACGAGGACCUAAACCUAAAACCUUCCUUCUCAAGGCCCAGGCCAAGGCAAAGGCCAAAACUUAUGAGUUCCGCAGUGACUCCGCCCGGGGCAUCCGGAUCCCCUACCCUGGCCGCUCGCCCCAGGACCUGGCCUCUACUUCCCGGGCCCGUGAGGGCCUUCGGAAUAUGGGUCUGACCCCACCAGGGAGCAGCAGCAGCACCAGCAGCACCUGCCGAGUGGAGCCCCCUCGGGACCGUGACCGUGACAGAGACCGGGAGCGUGAGAGGGAGAGGGACCGAGAGCGGGAGCGAGAGCGAGAGCGGGGCGCGGGCCGUGCUGACGAUAAGCCCAGCUCACCAGGCGACAGCUCCAAGAAGCGAGGCCCCAAGCCCCGGAAGGAGCUCCUGGACCCCUCGCAGAGGCCCUUGGGAGAAGCCAGUGAUGGCCUCGGAGAUUACCUCAAGGGCAGGAAGCUGGACGACACCCCUUCUGGGGCAGGAAAGUUCCCUGCUGGCCACAGCGUGAUCCAGCUGGCCAGAAGGCAGGACUCAGACCUGGCCCAGUGUGGUGUGGCCAGCCCCAGCCCAGCUGAGGCCACAGGCAAGCUGGCUGUGGACACCUUUCCGGCCAGGGUCAUAAAGCACAGGGCUGCCUUCCUGGAGGCCAAAGGCCAGGGUGCCUUGGACCCUGGUGGCCCCCGGGUCCGGCAUGGCUCAGGCACCCCUGGCUCUGUAGGGGGCUUGUAUCGGGACAUGGGGGCUCAGGGGGGAAGGCCCUCCCUCAUCGCCAGGAUCCCAGUGGCCAGAAUCCUGGGGGACCCAGAGGAAGAGUCGUGGAGUCCCUCUCUGACCAACCUGGAGAAGGUGGUGGUCACCGACGUGACCUCAAACUUUUUGACCGUCACCAUUAAGGAAAGUAACACGGACCAAGGCUUCUUUAAAGAGAAAAGAUGAAUUGCUGGGUGGGUGAUCCCAGGACAAGAGAGCAGGAGAGAGAGUGAGAGCGCAAACUUGGCAUAAUGCUUUUUAUUUCGGGGUGGGAGGCGGCCUUCUGGCUGGUCCUGUCCCUAACUACACACACCCCUGCCCCUUGCAUCCCUCCUCCCUCCCCUCAGUUUUGGUUGGAAAGAUUAUCUCUAGAGUUAUAUUUUCUAUUAGAUGUAAAUAUGUUAUUUAAGAAAAAAAAAUCUAAAUAUAUAUAUUUCAACUCUUGAAGUUGUUUUAUUUAAACAGAGAGAGAGACCCAGUGUGGUUUAAUUGGGGCAGACAGGCUGAGCAGCCACCCAGGGCACUGGGGGAGUUGGGGACCUGGGCACUGGGCCUCUGAGGGUGUCUGGAGGGACUCAGAUAGCCCCCCUCACCCCUCCCCCCUUUUCCCACAGCCCCAUGGCAGACCCCUGGAACCAAGGCAGGAACCAGAUUUUUUCUCUCUUCCCAUUGGCGGGCCAGGCCAACAAAAGGUUCGCUCCCCAAUCAGAAAAAAAGGGGGUGGAGUCAGUCUGUUUUUCCUAUUUUUUUUUUUAAGAUUAAGAAGUCUGUUAGGGAAAAAAAGUAUUAACUUGAAUCACUUUUUUGUGUAUGAUGUUGAAGGUAAAAAGUUGCGGGUGAUUGGGGAGCCGCGGAUUCCUCCCCAGGACCACACCAGGAAAUGCACUUUACGGGAGAGGCGUGUGAGAUGCACGCAGAUCGGAUCGUGUGUAUGUCAUGUGGAUCAAGUCUCCCAGUUCCCUCGAGUCCUUACUCCACAGAAAGAAAAGAAAUCCAGCGAAUCUGUUUACAUUCCCGAAAUGCCAGGAUAAAUUGGGAGGAUUGCAUGUCAGUGCCCAGAGUUCGAGACAGUUGUUGUUUUACAAAAAAAGUGUUUGGGGUUGGACUUUUCCUUUUGGCGUCCUCUAGCUUCCCCAGGAGAAGAGACGGAGGCCCCCACCUCCCAGGAAGAGUUGGACUAGCCUCCCUCCCUCGGGGAGGGCGGGCCGCCAGCUCUCGGACGACGCACGGCCAGACAGGCCCACCCUGCGGGACCCACGGAGGGAGGCGCGGCGGCAGGCGCGGCCGGGAGUGCGGUGGAGGGUCUGGGCUGGGGGCUCGG